UCGGCCGAUGUUGCAGAUCGACCCAACGUUCUAACCCGCCGGAAUGACGAUUUUAUAUACAUUUUUAAUUCAUUGUUAAUCGUCUCGACCUUAAAAUUUUUUGCUUUUUUUAGCGUUUAAUUUCUCCCGCAUCGUUUGCACUAAGGCCAGUGCCCAAAAUUCAUGAAAAUUCUAAAAUUAAAAGCUGAUGAGUAUGGAUCAGUCACCUAACCUCACUUCGAAUUUUCGAAAUCCAAAUUCUUUUUGACACACUUUGACCGAUUAAAAAAAGGUGCUAUCAGCCCAUGCAGGGCUCGAUGGUAAAAAUGAGCUGGACAUUUGUAUUAUUUCGAUCGGCCAAACGGUGUGGAAAAAUGUCACUUUCAAAACUUGCAGCUAUCUUUCUCGCACUCACGCUUGCGAUAUACCGAUUGAUCCGUGCUCCUAAAUCGAAAAAAAACUGUUUGAUGCAACCAUCAAUGAUUUUCUCUUUCACCAUCGAUUUCCAAGCUAAUAAUCAAUAUUCGUGGACUCUCGAAAAAAAAUUUAAUAAAAAACAUUCGAAACACUUGAGAGAGCAAGUAAGCUACUACAGAUGAUCCGUGUAGACAUUGCGAGUAUCCCACUCGUUAGCUGUCACUCCUAUUUGACAUAAGCUCCGAAUAAUAUUAUCGUAGAAUCUUAUUUGACAUAAGAAUCAAAUAAAAUCGUCAUGUUCUGUUGAAAUGCAGGCUCGUCAAUCAAAAGCUCGAAAUAUUAUUAAAUGGUGUAUUUACUUGUUUCUAUUUUUCCUAAUGAUGACCGUCGUAACGUGGGCUUGUAUCUAUCUCGGUCAGGAUGUCACGCCGUCAGGACCACCCGAAUAUGCAACUGAAGAAGAAAUUCCAGAUCAUGACCCAGCAAGCGCAUACGAUAAAGAAACUACAGUGAGAAGCGUUUUAAUAAAUUUAUCAUCAACCACAACAGCCCUGAAACCAACGAUCACAAGAUUGUGGACUUCGACAUACUCGCCGUCAACGAAGCCCAAGACAGGUGUUACAAAAUCGAGCGUUCCGUCAACAACACCGUCCACGAGGAACACCAAAAUUUCUUCCACAACGAAAACAACAACUCCCAGUAAAACUGACAUCAGUAAAUCGAAAAUUCCCACCGCUUCGACCAAGAUUACCGAAGUUAUGGAACCCGAAUGCGAAAUCGACAUUAUGACUCCCCGUCCUAUCCCCAUGGGCAGUGAACCGUAUACCAAAAACACAACUAGAGUAAGUCAGACUUCUGGUGAUUCUGUCAAAAGUUUGGGGACAAUAGAGCAAGAAGUAAGGACAACUCGGUUGCAUUCAACUAUUUUUCAAGGGACGACAACCCGAUCGGAGGGAUUAACAACGGUUUCGCUAACAACGAAAAGUCAAAUGCAUCAAUCACGAGCUACGAGGCCAACUUCGAGGACAACUGGGAAAUCUAAGACCUCAGUAAAAUUGACGUCGAAAAAGAAAAAACAGACGACGGUUAAAUCGAUCAGCUCGAAGAUUCCUGAACAAACGUCUCGGAGCUCUACAACUUCUCUUGGUGCUACGACGCCUUAUUGCGAAAUUCAUACUCUACCGGAAGUCUUCCACGCUACGAGCCUCAAGAAAACUUCCACUCGUCGGACAACUGGGAAAUCCAAGACCUCAGUAAAAUUGACGUCGAAAAAGAAAAAACAGACGACGGUAAAAUCGAUGAGCUCGAAGAUUCAUGAACAAACGUCUCGACGUUCUAAAACUUCUCUUGGUGUUACGACGUCUCAUUACAAAAAUCGUACUUUAUCGGAAGUCUUCCACGUCACGAGCCUUAAGAAAACUUCCACUCGUCGGACAACUGGGAAAUCUAAGACCUCAGUAAAAUUGACGUCGAAAAAGAAAAAACAGACGACGGUAAAAUCGAUGAGCUCGAAGAUUCCUGAACAAACGUCUCGGCGUUCUAAAACUUCUCUUGGUGUUACGACGUCUCAUUACAAAAAUCGUACUCUAUCGGAAGUCUUCCACGUCACGAGCCUUAAGAAAACUUCCACUCGUCGGACAACUGGGAAAUCUAAGACCUCAGUAAAAUUGACGUCGAAAAAGAAAAAACAGACGACGGUAAAAUCGAUGAGCUCGAAGAUUCCUGAACAAACGUCUCGGCGUUCUAAAACUUCUCUUGGUGUUACGACGUCUCAUUACAAAAAUCGUACUCUAUCGGAAGUCUUCCACGUCACGAGCCUUAAGAAAACUUCCACUCGUCGGACAACUGGGAAAUCUAAGACCUCAGUAAAAUUGACGUCGAAAAAGAAAAAACAGACGACGGUAAAAUCGAUGAGCUCGAAGAUUCCUGAACAAACGUCUCGGCGUUCCAAAACUUCUCUUGGUGUUACGACGUCUCAUUACAAAAAUCGUACUCUAUCGGAAGUCUUCCACGUCACGAGCUUCAAGAAAACUUCCACUCGUCGGACAACUGGGAAAUCUAAGACCUCAGUCACGACGACCGAGCGAGCCCCGAGCUCGGGAAGGGGGACCGGGUUCGAUGCGAGUGAAGCUCCAUCGAGCCCUGGUGAAACUUCAAGCACCCUGGAAGAAAGCUUUCUUACGGAUCCGCACGUGAGCGCCGACACGACUGUAGAGGCUUCGGUACAUUCGACCAGCGUAACGGAAACUUCGGAAACGCAGUCAAAGGAGACUGCGAUGAUGCCUACGAACUUGACCGAUGCAACAGAAGCUCCUGGGUCGUCUCACGAAUCGGAGACAACUUCUACGGGAGCUCUGGACAUGACGGAGCCGAAGGGUGUUACGGAAGUGGCCAAGAGUUCCACGUCGGCUUUGGAGUCAUCGGAAAGUAAUGCAACGUCAGAACUGCUCGAGACCGGAACUCCUUCAUCGGUAUCGAAAACGGUUAAGACCGCGGAAAUUCUGGAUGUAACGACGCCGAUGAAUAUCACUGGAGCAGACACAAGUUCAGUGUCACCUUUCAAAUUGAGUGAAACUUCUGCAUCGGAGACGACAACGACCGCGACCACGGAAGACUUGGGUACUUCAGAGUCUGCAACAGUCACUACCACGGAUCCUUCGUCCGGAGUGGUGCUUACGAAUUCGACUGACACAACCGAAGUUCCCAAUCUAACACAGCAGUUGGAGAAAAAUCUCACUUCGGUAUCAGCAACGGCUACGAGUACCGAAGCUUUGAGUACGCUGCUUACCGAAAUAGACGAAAGUCCAAUUUCCACUGCCUCGUUGAUCGGAACCCCGACAUCGGAGUCGAGCAUGUCGGUGACUCUCGAGGGGGUACGAACUCCCAGUAGUACAGUCCACGAACCCGAGUUCAUCGAGAGCAAAGAAAAUAAAAGUACAAGCAGCGAGUCUGAGGAAACAACAGACGCCCUGGACGACGGUGAUACAGAAGCCGGUGAAACUUCGACCUCGACUCCUAUCCACGUGGAGCAAAAGUCCUACCGAAAUGUCUCCUACGUCCCCGGGGAAAGAUGAAUUAAGCGAAGUCACUCCUGUCGUUACGCUCGUUGGUCGGCACGGGAACGCAGAGGCCGGGGGGUAAUCAGCUCCAUUGAGGUCCGUCCAAAGAGAAGAAGAAGAAGAAUCCUAUCCUUAGGCCUGUGGGAGUUGGCGUAAAUAUUUGAAUGCAGAAUUUUACUAGUAACCGCGUUUAUGCCAUAAAGUUGCAAUUGACCGAGCGGUAUGGCAAUUUUGAGUGCUCGUUUCACUGGAAAUAACGGAUUUCUGCAGCGAUGAUAAUGAUGGUGUUCGAUGAAAUAUUUGCCAUUUUUCCAGAGCUCACUUCCAUUACAGUAUAAAUAAAAACUUACGUUCUGUGUUAUGAGAGAUUUUACAAUUAACAGAUUCGAGUGGACCGUCAGCACUAGGUUGGAAACUCGAAUCACCCGCAGUUGCAUACAUUUAUUUGAGCUUCCAGAUGUUCUCACAAUCACUGUGUAGGUACGACGAAUUCGUGUUAUUUUUGUGAAUGCUUAGCUGUUUGUAAUAAAGGUCGAUUUAUUGAAUCUUCAAAA
Venturia canescens is the source of this 4009-nucleotide messenger RNA. RefSeq names its product mucin-5AC-like. The coding region runs from base 705 to 3470 and encodes 921 amino acids. The transcript has 3 exons. NCBI's taxonomy places the organism in Eukaryota, Metazoa, Arthropoda, Insecta, Hymenoptera, Ichneumonidae. The record is from RefSeq and is a predicted model, not a curated record.